ACUGUGAAUCGGUGAUUGACCUGCGAGAACGGAUACCCACAUUUUCACAAGUGAGCGACGACAACGGAGACUCGUCCAUAUGACGUCACUCGGGCUAGAUCAUCAACAAGGAAGCAGGUCAACAGCGAAGGGUGCAUCAAGCGAUCGUUUUGGCUGAUAGCUACCUUCGCAAAAAGGACUUUCUGUUGGAAAUUGUACCUGCAUUUCGGAGUGUAGGGGGUUCCAAACAUAGCUCUGUGUUCCAGGUAGCGGUGUAUGUUGAAGGUGACAGUGUCCUACCAGAAAUAAUUGGUUUGUGGUGCGCCUCGAAGUCGAAGCCCCGGUGGUGUUUUCUUCCGGAGAUUUCACUUGCUGGGUUAAGUCACCGUGUGAGGUCUUUUUAUUUCGGCCGAGCGCCUACCCGGAACAACUGUGAACACCCCAAAGUGGACUUGGAGUUGAAGUGUUUGUUUGGACAGUGAUCCAGAAUGCUCGCCUCCAAUCUCCCUCACGUCGGAGAUUCUGAGGACUCUAAUUGCAUAGUGGUCAAGGAAGGAUGGGUCAGCAAAAAAGGAGAGUACAUCAAGAACUGGAGGCCACGGUACUUCCGGCUCAUGUCCAACGGCAACUACCUGGGCUACAAAGAGAAACCCACUACUCGAGCUGAUGUGGAGCAAAAAGUUUUAAACAAUUUCUCGGUGGCAGACUGUCAAUGCCAAGUGCUAGCCUCUGAUAGGAAAGAUAAGAACAUAUUUUACGUACGAUGUUUACAAUGGACUACCUUUGUGGAUCGGACAUUUCAAGUAGACUCUGCAACAGAGAGGGACGAAUGGAUGGCAGCAAUAAGAGAUGUUGUAGAGAGGGUGAGCAAGUCAAACGAGGAGAAAACCACUGAGCAGAAUGCCCGCAUUACAGACAAUAGGAGUAUACAGAAGAGGCAUACAAAGACUCUUCAAGAUUUUGAGUUUCUUAAGAUGUUAGGCAAAGGCACAUUUGGGAAAGUCCUGCUCGUCAGAGAGAAGACAAACGGGGAGCUGUAUGCCAUCAAGAUAUUAAAAAAGGAAGUGAUCGUGGCAAAGGAUGAAGUUGCCCACACGCUCACUGAAAGUCAUGUCCUUCAGAGAACCCGCCAUCCGUUCCUGACGUCACUCAAGUAUUCAUUCCAAACGACCGACCGGCUGUGUUUUGUCAUGGAGUAUGUCAACGGUGGGGAGCUCUUUUUCCAUCUGUCACGGGAGCGAGUGUUCACGGAGGAUCGGACCCGUUUCUAUGGUGCCGAGAUAAUCUCAGCUUUAACCUAUCUCCACGAAUGCAAUGUCAUCUACCGUGAUCUCAAGUUGGAGAAUCUUUUGCUGGAUCAGUACGGUCAUAUCAAGAUAACGGACUUUGGACUGUGUAAAGAGGACCUGUCGUACGGCAACACGACCAGCACAUUUUGCGGAACGCCAGAAUACUUGGCACCAGAGGUUUUAGAAGACAGUGAUUACGGCCGGGCCGUCGACUGGUGGGGUACCGGUGUCGUCAUGUAUGAGAUGAUGUGUGGCCGAUUACCAUUCUACAGCCGCGACCAUGAAGUCCUGUUCGAGCUGAUCCUUGUGGAGGAGGUCAAGUUCCCAGCGAGGUUAACCGAAAGUGCCAGGUCAUUACUAAGUGGUCUUCUGGCGAAAGAUCCGGCAAAGCGGCUGGGAGGAGGUCCACAGGAUGCUCAGGAGAUCAUGGAGCACCCGUUCUUUGCCAGUAUAAACUGGGAGGACCUUUACAACAAAAAGAUCGAACCACCCUUCAAGCCAAGUGUGAAAUCGGAGACGGACACCAGGUACUUUGAUGAAGAGUUCACUGCUGAGCCUGUGGAACUCACUCCACCGGAUGAGAACACAGAGUUGUCAACCGACGCUGGGCUGCCGCAGUUUGAAAAAUUUUCCUACUCUGGUGACAAGGGAGGACAUCUCUAAGGCUCUGCAGCGGUAGGUUUGCUACAAAAAAGGGCAACAAGCAUCCCUGUGUGGGAAAAAACUCCAAGGAUGUCUCCAGUAGAGAGGAUUUCAGCGGUCCUAGAACACAUGUUAUAAAAGAAGAAAAGGUUUUGGGCAACAAGCUGCAAUAUUUAAUCCAUUGUAUAGGGCCAUCAUAAAAGCUGAACCAGAAAUAUGUAUUGUAAGUGUUGGUUUUCUUUCUUGUGAUGGCCAGCUAUCGACUGGCAUGUUUUCCUUUUUUUUUCUGGUUUGUUUCUUGUUUUGACUGUGGAUGCCUUUUGCCAUGUUUUACCGAAUGUUCCACACCCCCCAAACAAAACUUCCAUUGGCUGUGAAAGCUUUCAGCUUUCAUGAUGAAACACACGGUGGAAAGUAAAACAGUUGAUCAGUAUUGCAAUCAAUUUGGGGGCAUACCAUAAUGACAUUUAGGUCAGAAACCAGCAGGGGGGGAGGGGAUUCCACGAAAUUGGCAGAAUUAGAGCUUGUGAGAUUGACUCUAGAAAUGUUCAUGGGUGGGCAUUGGGGAUUUUUUGUCGUCAGUGCUCAUGUAGCAGAAUAUCUUCUUUCUCUUCAAUUUGAUGGUGAUCAUCAAAUGAUUGGGAAAAAAAUACUGAUUAGGAUUGAGGGGAACUGUACAAGUUGUAACUUAUUUUCCCCAAUUUCUCAAUACGUUGUAUCUGUAUUAUUCACUGCUGUAAAUGUCUUUUGCUGUAGCCCGAGGGGGUCAUUUGUGUUAGGAGAAUGUUUGAUAUACAUGUAGCGACCGUUCAGCAUAGCAAGAUUCUACUUUAUAUCCGCACACCUCUUUGAUCUGCUGUUGAUUUUCUGAAAUAUGUUUGCAACUUCUGCGUAUUAUCAAUUCAGUAAGUGCAGCACCAGUGUGGUCAGACGCAUGAUGCGGUAAUGUUAUACAUUCUUGUCCCUCAACAUGUUAGCUGCCUUCAAUAGCUGUGGUUACUUCUGGGUAGUCCGAAAAUACAAAGAAUCCAUCUCUGAUGUUGGCGCUGGUUUAUUGACAAUAAUUUCUCGUCACUUUUGUCAUGCCUGGAGCAAAUAGGUACGUGUAGCUUUCAUUUCUCCAAAGUUUUAAGAACAUAAAGUUUGGUCAAGUGGGCCUUCAUGACUGCAUUGCAUUAAAACUAAUAGGUAGGUCCAGAUGUGCAGUAACCAGGGAUACAAUAGCUUUGUGAUUCAGCGUCUUUCUAUCGGCUCUUAGAAAAUGAAAUCUUUACAAACUGAGCUCUGUUCAGCUGUUCACUGCAAAUACCCAGCUGGUCAGAUUGAGCAGUGCAGCCACAUUUGGUCGAAAUUAGGCACCAGUCAAGUCAGCCGCAAAGUGCAUGCCGGGUACUGGUUCCUGACCCAUGCUGAUAAUUUAGGGGAUUGGCUCAUGCAGAUAAGGGCCAUACAUAUUCAUGCAGGAGGAAAUGGAAUUUGCAUAACUACCUCUUGGACUGCGAUGCAAUAUUGGAAGGAAGGUGUGCACAUUGGGAGCAUCGAUCUGGAUUUUUUGUGUAUAUUUGCAUUCCCGAGAAUCUCAUUGUUAGCGCAGAAACAAAUUCCUUGCACAUGUGUCAACAUUAGGAUACCAGAGUUGUCUUACUUUGUUUGGCUUUUUGUUUUGGCGAGGCAGCAGUACAAGUGUGAAGUUUGACAGUAUCAAAGCAAAGUCCAGGAUUAAUUGUAGCACGCUCAUGAGGGUCACAACAUUGGUUGUAGUGCCUAAGAAGUCUGGCCCAAACUUGUUCAAAGAAAUGUUACAAGCUUUUAACUGAAAUCCCACACACAUUGUUCAAGACUGACUGUUUGUGUAUUGCUGUUAUAUGUCAGUCCUCUGGAGAAAUUUUGGAAACCAAAACCCUCAAGAUGUCAGGUGUCGUGUGGUCUCAAAAUAGCUGUAGCUUAUAAUUUUACUUUCUAAGAUUUUGGAUGCUGCGGCAUUUUUCUUUUUUCAGUAGGACUUGUUGCCCUCGAAUUCACUGAGGUGCUCUUUUUCCUGGCUGUGCCGUCUCUGCGACCAGAUUUGGAAAGAAAAGGCUAAUUGAAGAAGGCAUUGAACAAUCAGUAGUAAAAAUUUCAUGCAUUGAAGAUAUACUUUCUUUACGGAGGAUCACCACAGCCCUCUAACUUAAUUCUUAUGUUGGGUAAUAACAUUAUCUAAUCCAAACAUUUCACAAAUUGUUUUACUUUUUUUUACCCAGUCGGUGUUUAAUAUCUCAACCUUAUUCUGGGAAUUUUUUCUUCUUCUUUUUUUUGGCAAAGAAAUAUUUAAAGGAAUGUACUUGUUAUAUUGUGUUGUAUAUUUUUAUUUUGUCACUGAAUCGCCCUAUCUCUUUUGUAUAGGCUUUUAAAAAAAUCACUGAUGUGUAUAGUUAAUGUAGUUUGUAUGUGGUGGUUCAUUUAGUUUGAGUUUGUUGAACUCGAAUUGGCUCAUGCACUGCAAGUCUGUAAUCGUUCAUUAGAGUUUUCAAACUAACAUAAAAAAUGUCACCAUGCUAUCGGUUUAGCUGUCUUUAUUUUAUUAAAAACUAUAUUUGCUGAAGGUCAAAUGUCACAAGCAUGAGAUAGAGCACACAGCUUUGUAUAUACUAUGUUGGGUCGUACAUAUGUGUGCUAAUGUACAUGUGUAUUAUAACUUUGCCAGUAAAGACUGAGUUAACAUGCAGUAAUGUUUGGUAAAAGGAAGUAAAAAACUUUUCAUUUCACAUUUUAGCCUGUAGAAAUGGUAUGAAAUGUUAAAAUGAAGUAGUAGAUCUUAUGGACUAAUCUUUUGUGAUCACCCAGACUUACGAUUUUUAAAGUUCACACAAGACUAUUUUUUUUUUAGAUGGGCAGCUGUUGUUCUUUAAAUUGAAAUGUUUUUAUGCUGUCCAAAAAAACCCCAAACAACUAGGAGCUUACUUUUUUUUUACUCUUACAUUUUGCAUUUCCCACAUUUACCAUGAGUAUCUGAAAUUGCAUGAGCUACAAUUGAACUGUGGCCCUAUGAAAAGGAGGUAGGUGUAUUAUUAAUGGGUGUGUAACAAGCAACCAACCAAAUAAUGGUAGCACUGUCCCUCAUUUGGCAAUGCCUCAGCACAGAUUUAAAGUAGGCUAUCAGAACUCGCUCUGUACUGUUUCGUGAUCCGAAUAUUUGCUUUAGGCCUCUGGCUUCAAAUCUCAUUGAGAAUUGAGACACCCUCAACACUGCUCUCAUUUUGCCUUGGGAACCUCAAACGAUCUUGUAUGAAGCCCAUAUUUGGCAGCAUCUUGAUUUCCGUAGAUGCAGUUUAAAAUAGGUCUGGGGUUUGAGAUGAAGCCGUAGUUUCAAAGUCAAGGCUUGGAAAAUUGGCCCAUGACUGGCUAAAAUUUGAUUGGCCGUGAUUGUCAUUCUUGUUGACAAGUUGUGAAGCUCUGAUGAAAAAGUUGCAAAACCUACUAAGAUGAGUCACAAGUUGCCAGAGCCCCUUUUUUCAAUCAAAGGCCUUAAAAAGAAUUUUGCGCUGAGUGAGUCAAUAGGAACCCUCAACAUUGUUCACCUACAUCAAUUUCUUUGCUCAUGCCAUAAAGCCAAACUGAGUGAUAUGUCAAAAUAGUGAGCUCCAUUUGCUCUCUCUCUGAUGCAAACUAUUAAAAACAAAAUUACAGGGGACAAAUGGCUGUCUGACUCAUUUUAUGGGAUCUUGUCAUGGAGAUAUCACGAAGAGCCUAGCUCUUUGCAGGAAAGUAUAUAACAUGUACUGAGAUUUCCCCCACCAAGGCAACUUUGUCACUAUGGCUUAGGGGAUUGAAGAAAUCUUCUGAGGCAGGCUGGCGGAAUACUGUUUUGAACAAGUGGAGGAAAACUCAUUGAAGUUGGAAACGAAGACCCGGAGAAACAUAUAGUGCUGGAUGAAAUGCCAACUUUGACCCCAAAGGUAUGAGAAGGUGCCAUUGAGCCAAUUUUCCUCCCUGCAACUGUGUUUUUUUGGGGGGGAGGGGUCUUUUUCUUGUUCCACCUGGCUUUUUUUAAAGACAGUAUUGGGCUAAGUGAAAGUAAACGUCUGUUUUGUUUUUGUUGGUUGCUUAUUUAAGAAUAUAUUGAAAUCCUGGAAGUCUCUGUAUUGUAUUUUAUCGGAUAAGUUGAACCACGAAGAUUUGAUGCAUCUGUUUAUUUCUGUUGAUGGACUGAAACUUAGUCGAACAGGUGGGCAGCCUUACGGAACUGCUGUAGUCACUAUUUUAAGUUGUAGAGUAAUAAUAUAAAAGAUAAACCAUACAAAAGAGCCAUUACAGUGAACUGUACAGAUUGUUACAACUGAUGUGGUGGUAUUGUUAAUGUGGACUAGUAAAUGUUGACUUCAUAUGUAUUAGAGAAAAGAGCGUGCAUGUGAUGGGACUUUACAAAUUAAAUAUUCGAAGAAAACAAGUCUUGUGUAUAUCAUUGUCGUGUACAUGCAUGCAUGGGGCAGAAGAGUAAACAUGCAUUUGUGGAUUGGCAAAAAAAAGGGUCAAGAUUGCGAAGAAAGAGAAAUCGGUUGAAGUAGCAAAUUUGUUAAAGUGUGGUUGUGGUUAGUGCUAUGGAAAGGCCUAAUUAAGAAAAGUGGAUGACUGCAGUUAACAUGGAUGUGGAUGUUUAUUUUGCCUCUGCUCAUUUUUAUACAUCAAGGUAAGUCGAACUGAAAGUGUUGGGUUUAUAUAAACUUGUUUGGAGUCUGUUAUUGUACAGUA
This is a messenger RNA of Acanthaster planci (crown-of-thorns starfish), 6641 nucleotides long. Its product is annotated as RAC-gamma serine/threonine-protein kinase-like. Lineage: Eukaryota; Metazoa; Echinodermata; Asteroidea; Valvatida; Acanthasteridae. Gene Ontology annotation, biological process: protein phosphorylation. The record is from RefSeq and is a predicted model, not a curated record. Gene Ontology annotation, molecular function: protein serine/threonine kinase activity; ATP binding.